CUAGUCUCUAUCUCUCUCACACACAGUAAUGAGGUAUCUGUUUUUCUAGACAGAGAGAGAGUCAGCAGAGCACGCUUGCUGCCUUGCCCACGGAUCACAACAAAUUUCAAGGGUUGCGUCUUGUGUGAGAACUUCUCCAAUUCCGUUUACAAAAACAGAUUCUUUCUCCUUCUUCUAAUCUCUUCCAAUCUUUAAUCCCCUUGCUUUCAGCCUUUCUUUACUCCCAACAAAAAGACAGAAAGUUUGUAAUAAAGAAAACCAGAGAAAUUAAAAUUAAAGCUUUGGAUCACAAUCCUAUUUAGCUAACACUUCACUUGUAGUUUUCCCUGUUUCUUCUUGUCUUUGCUCUUCAUCUUGUAGUCUGUCACACUCCAUUCAGGUUUCACUGUCUGGGUUUCACAGUUCUUGAGGUUGAGGCAUGGGGGUGUCUAUAACUUUCAGCUUUAAUUGAAAGAUCUCUGUGGAGUGGGUUUUUUUGUUUAUUUUGUGUUGUCAGGAAAAAAAACAUGGAGGGAUAUUCAAGAAAGGAAGAGAAAUGCAAUAAGGUUCUGUUUGAAGGGAGAAGCCAUGGGGUUUCUGAAGAGAAAAAGCUGGAACUGAGGCUUGGUCCACCAGAUGGAGAGUGGUGUGUGAAAGAUAGGUCCAAGGUUAGGGGAAGAGAUGAUUCACAUUCACACCUCUCCUUCACCCAUUUCUCCUGUGCUUCUGCAAAGAGAGGGUUCUUGGAAGCUCCUGUUAAUGGAGCCCAACCCCCCCAUCAGUUCUCAUCCUUCCUUGGCCUUCAAUCACCCAGCCAGAGCCAGUGUUUGCCUGUGAGGCCCCAGGAACCAUCACAACCUGGGUGUUCUAAAGGUGUAGACUUGAACAGUUCAGAGAAGAUGGCAUUUUCACCACCUGCUGUGCCAAACACCUCUCAGAAAAGGACUGCUCCUUCUCCAGUUGUGGGGUGGCCGCCACUUCGUUCGUUCAGGAAGAAUCUUGCAAGUAGCAGCUCUCUGAAACAAAUCCCGGAGUCACAAAAUGCAGUCUCGAACAAGUUUUCGAGUGAAAAACCGAUGGAAAGGAGCCAAAAAGGUUUCUUUGUUAAGAUUAACAUGGAUGGAAUCCCGAUUGGAAGAAAAGUGGAUCUCAGCGCCUAUGACAGCUACGAAAAACUUGCUUCUGCUGUCAAUGAACUCUUUAAAGGCCUUCUUGCAGCUCAAACUGAAGGGGGAGAGAAAGCGAUAACUGGAUUGUUAGAUGGAAGCGGGGAAUAUACCCUGGUUUACGAGGAUAAUGAAGGGGACACGAUGCUCGUUGGGGAUGAUGUCCAUUGGCAAAUGUUUGUGUCGACUGUGAAGAGGCUGCGCGUGUUGAAAACCUCUGAGCUCUCGAGUCUAAGCCGUGGGAAGCAGGUGAAGCUCUAACUUAACAAGGAGGAAGCUAAGCAGCCUUUUGUGUGAAGAGUCUUUUGCAAAUAUUGUGUUGAGUUGUUUUUGUAAGUCAUCUAUGUUUUUGGAUAAAAUUUUGAGUUGAAGCAGAAAUGUUCAGAAAAAAAUAAACAUGUAAUUGUAUGUAUAAUUCCAGCAAUCUUUUCGUUCCUGUGAAGACAAA
This is a messenger RNA of Ipomoea nil (Japanese morning glory), 1593 nucleotides long. RefSeq names its product auxin-responsive protein IAA26-like. The record is from RefSeq and is a predicted model, not a curated record. NCBI's taxonomy places the organism in Eukaryota, Viridiplantae, Streptophyta, Magnoliopsida, Solanales, Convolvulaceae. Gene Ontology annotation, cellular component: nucleus. Gene Ontology annotation, molecular function: protein binding. Gene Ontology annotation, biological process: regulation of DNA-templated transcription. Bases 507 to 1406 code for a protein of 299 amino acids. The transcript has 6 exons.